UCCUUCGACUAUCAGUCAUUCUGAAAUAAAAAAGUUUGCAGAUUUGCGAAAAAGGUUUUCAAGGCUUUUGAAAAACGCGAACGUUGCUCAAGAGAUGCCGCCUGCACAAACUCAGAGCCAAAAUGAUUUAUCGAAUGCUAGCGAACAAACUCAACUUCCCUUCCCACCGGAAGUGAUCGAGCUGAUAUUUCAACAUUUGAGUGUGUUCCAGCUCAAGCAGGUUCGACGAACCUGUCGCCUUUGGAAAACGAUCGUCGAUGGCAGUGUGAUUCUGCUGCGGAAGUUCUGCCUGAAUCUGCCCAAAGGUGUCAUCCUUGAUCAAGCCUGCGAGCCAGCCUGUCUGCUUUCGGUCCCUCACGUGUUCGUUAGUAAUGCCAGGAUUAUCAGCCUGGAACCGUGGUGGCCUGUACUAGGGGAAAACCUUGGAAAACUGAGAAUUUUCAACUCCAAGUUUUCGUUGCCGAUGCUCGCUGGAGUGUUACGGCGAACUCCAAAUUUGAAGGAAUUGGAUCUAUUUUACAACCAGUAUCCGACAAACGUGGACGUCUCGCAGUUCGCCAACUUCCAGCUCGACCGCAUCGAACAGCUCAGAUUGCACGACCAUCAAGACAAAUUGAUUCAAUUAAUACGACGGGUUUGUCCUCGGCCACGUAAUCUGGAAUGCAACGCCGAUGAUAUGGAGCAGCAGAUUAUUGAGUACCUGCAGACGGCUCAGGAUUCCUUGGAAAGGGUUAGAAUCUCCGCCACUGAUCCCAUCCUAACCACGAUGAGUAGCCUGCCGAGACUUCGAUUGAAAAUUGUGAUUUUAAGCUGCAUCCUGACAACAUCCGAAAAAAUGCUGCAAUUUGUCAAAGCUCAGCCCACUAUCGAAAUGCUUAGCUUAGAGGGAGCUGAAUUUAAUAAUGCGAUAAUGUGCGAGAUUGGUAGAAAUCUUCCAAAUCUGCGAAACUUGCAUGUUGAGCUCCUCUCCACUAGCACAAGCGAUGCUACCAUCUGGCGGCCAACUUUUCUUGCCACCAUGCCGCAUUUGGUGUACCUCUCGAUAGAUGCCGACUUCAUAGAAAAUCUGCGAGCCACGUUUGAGGGGUAUCAAAACCCAAACCUGGAGGAAAUCACCCUGUGCGGCCUAAAUUUCGAGGCAUCCGAGGCGCUUGGCCGGUAUUUGCGACAUUCCCCUCAUCUACAAAAACUGGCUCUUCAAAACACAACCAUCCUCGCCGAAUCGGAUCUAUUUGCAAACCUACCGUUAUCGAAGCUGCACACCUUAACGCUGAUCAAUGUUUUAUGCUGCGACGAGGAUGAAUGCCUCGUUGAGAAGUUUGAAAACUUGCGAGUCUUAGAGUUGAACGAAAUUGAUAUGAGCGAGGACUUGGCGAGUGCCAUUAUCCAACUAAGUCCAAAUUUGGAGUCAGUGCGGAUUUGUAAAUUGCCCCUCAACGAUCGAUUGGUUCUGGAGUUGUGUCAAUCUCUUAAACGACUCAAAACAUUGUCCCUUCGACGGUGUCACGGUAUCACGGACGCCUCUGUUGAGCACAUCAUCACUCAUUGCCACGCGCUGGAACAACUGGAUGUAUCAACCUCCUCUAAUUUGUCAAAGGAAGCAACAAACCGACUGAAACAAACAGGGAGAUUCCAGCUUAAGCAGAUUUUUAACUUUGCUGAAUUGUUUAUUUGGUGAAAUAUGUGUGUACAAAUUUUGUCAUUUGCUUGAAUGAAUGAAUUGAUUAUUGUUCCCCAUUACUAUAUUCAUCGUUAGU
This is a messenger RNA of Culex quinquefasciatus (southern house mosquito), 1757 nucleotides long. RefSeq lists its product as uncharacterized. Gene Ontology annotation, molecular function: protein binding. Gene Ontology annotation, cellular component: SCF ubiquitin ligase complex. The transcript has 3 exons. Bases 95 to 1678 code for a protein of 527 amino acids. The record is from RefSeq and is a predicted model, not a curated record. Gene Ontology annotation, biological process: SCF-dependent proteasomal ubiquitin-dependent protein catabolic process. NCBI's taxonomy places the organism in Eukaryota, Metazoa, Arthropoda, Insecta, Diptera, Culicidae.